Messenger RNA from Anarrhichthys ocellatus (wolf-eel), 2907 nucleotides. RefSeq names its product SEC14-like protein 2. Gene Ontology annotation, cellular component: cytoplasm. The record is from RefSeq and is a predicted model, not a curated record. The transcript is spliced from 12 exons. Lineage: Eukaryota; Metazoa; Chordata; Actinopteri; Perciformes; Anarhichadidae. The coding region runs from base 258 to 1502 and encodes 414 amino acids.
CCGGUUGGACCGGGGCUCUGUUUUAAGGGCGUUACGAGGUGUCGUGUUUACUUUUUUUUUUGUAAUCACCUGCAGGCAGCUGACAACGAGGAUAACGAGACACUGCAGCCACAAAUGUGCAUCAACGUUGAGGACAGAAACCCCGCCUGUCAACGGUUAACGGUGACGGUGCUUGUUUGUCUGUGGGUGCGUCUUGUCUGUUUGUCUGACUUUCAAGGAGCUCCGUCUUCAUCCCGCAUCCUCCAGCCGCUGCAGACAUGAGCGGAAGAGUCGGAGACCUCAGUCCUAAACAGGCUGAAGCACUGGAGCAGUUUCGAAAGAGGAUACAAGACGUUCUUCCUCAACUUCCUGCACAGCAUGACCACUUCUUGUUACGCUGGCUCAGAGCCAGAAACUUCAACAUCCAGAAGUCGGAGGCCAUGCUGCGAAAGCAUUUGGAGUUCAGGAAACAGAGAAAAGUAGACGAAAUACUCACCGACUGGCGUCCACCAGAGGUGAUAGAGAAGUAUCUGUCAGGAGGGAUGUGUGGUCACGAUCGCGAAGGCUGUCCCAUCUGGUACGAUAUCAUCGGACCGGUGGAUCCCAAAGGCCUCUUCCUGUCUGCCUCCAAGCAGGACUUCAUCAAGUCCAAGAUCAGAGACUGUGAGGCCCUGCAGAAGGAUUGUAACCUCCAGUCCCAGAGGCUUGAGAGGAACGUGGAGUCAAUCACCAUGAUCUACGACGUAGAAGGUCUGGGUCUGAAGCACUUAUGGAAGCCUGCUAUAGAAACAUAUGGAGAGAUCCUCCAGAUGUUUGAAGAAAACUACCCAGAGGGCUUGAAAAGGCUGUUUGUCAUAAAAGCACCCAAACUCUUCCCCGUGGCCUACAACCUCGUCAAGCACUUCCUGAGCGAGAACACGAGACAGAAGAUCUACAUCCUCGGGGCUAACUGGCAGGAGGUUUUACUGAAGUACAUCGAUGCAGAGGAGCUGCCGAUGAUAUACGGGGGCAAACUCACGGAUCCUGAUGGAGAUCCUCGCUGUCGGACCAAGAUAAACCACGUGGGCCCAGUUCCCCCCUCCUACUACGUGCGGGACCACGUUAAGGUGGACUACGAGCAGUGCAUGACCGUCAGCCGGGGUUCCUCCCAACAGAUGGACUACGAGAUCCUGUUCCCGGGCUGCGUCCUCAGGUGGCAGUUUGCCACAGAGAGUGCAGACAUCGGUUUCGGGGUGUUUCUGAAGGCUAAACGGGGCGAGUGGAAGAAAGCGUCUCAGAUGCAUGAAGUCGUGCCCAGCCAGCGGUACAACUCCCACUUGGUACCAGAGGACGGAUCCCUGACCUGUGAGCGCCCGGGAGUCUAUGUCCUGAGAUUUGACAACACUUACAGCAUCUUCCAGGCCAAAAGAAUCAGCUUUAGCGUUGAGGUCCUGCUGCCGGACCACCUGCAGUCCCCACAGUCCCCACAGACCAACGGGGGGUCCAAAAACCACGAGCAAGCUGCGUGCAACAGCCAAUCAUAACCGAGAAGAAGACCUAAUGUGCCACGUUCACGUUGGCGGAUCAGUAGCGUUCAGCCGCCACUAAGCACAGCCUGAGAAACUUGAGUUGAACAGGAACUACAACAUGCUGCAAACACACACAAAAGUAUUUAACCCAUUUUAAGACCUGACUGUUUGACCAAAAGUGUGCGAUAAUUCUGGACAACAAAUCACACAUGGGUGCAAUGUUUGGGUGUCCACAUACUUCUGGCCACAUGGUGUAGCUUCACAUUGCACGUAUCCAGUUCUGUUGGACCAUUUUAUAUUUGCUAGAACGCAGAUAGCAGGUAGCAACUUUACCUCAAGAGCGUAUCAUCGCAACAAUUAGAGGCUCACCAACAGCAGGAGGCCCGCGGCUACGUUAGCCACCAAUAGCAUAACACGGCUGAUGGUGGUCGAGAUGCAUUGUGGGUGAUGUAGGCGCCAGGUUUUGACGAGGAACGAGAAUGCAAGGAACCAAAACAAAACUGUAUUUGUCGAUGUUAUAGGAGUGCAGUGCUCACUUAUGUGUCGACCAGUGUUAGUUUCACAUUAUGUUUCAAAACAGCCACCAAGUGACUCAGGUCAGUGCUACCAAAGCAACGUAUGAUGUUUAGAAUACACAACCACCACUAUAAAAGUAGCACAAGAGAGACGUAGUAAUUCACUUUCUUUAAACACAGGUACACUUUUUCGACAGAUGUUUAUUUUCUAUGUAUAUGGCAUAAAUAUUUGCCAUGACAAUCAGCAGCAUUUCAGUUAAUUUAUAUAAAAGUACGUUUUGUUGCUAUUUUGCGAUUUGAAGGAAACAUGAAUGUAGAAGAUGUUUAAUGGAAAUUCAUGUCACACACUGAACAUUUCGUUUUCAAUAAUAACUACACAUUGAAGCUUAUUUAAAAAUGAGUUAUGAUAAGUUUUGUACUAUUAUUCUUAUUAUUAUUAAUAACUUUCAUUGCUUAUUGGAUGUGCCUCUGAUUGUCUCUUUCCAGAUUUGAAAACAUUCCUUAAAAUAUUUAUUUCUUCAAUAAUUUAUUUCCAGAAAAAUGGGUUGAAACGAUAUUUAUUAUUAUAAAUAUUAAGUGAAAAACUAUGUAUCUCAGAUUUAUCAGAUGUACAAUAUACAGUAUUACAUAAUAAUCAUGUUGAUUUGUUUGCAGUGAAUGUUAAUGAAAAUAUUUACGCUCACCAGACGAUAACUGAAUGUAAAUCACGUCAGAAUGGAGGAUUAUUCACAUUUAUAUUUGUAACGGUACUGAGGGAACAACCUGGUAAAUCCUGAGGAAAGAUAAUGAGCUGAGAGCCUCACUGUCUGGACUGUCCAAACAAACUGUUGAUAAAUAUCUUAUAUGAUAAAGAUACUAAGAACAAAAGAAUUGGAAGAUACGUGAAUAAAGGCGUUGACAAUUUG